AUGUCCUCCACCAACCUGAACAAUCAGUCUGAGCAGUAUUUGACAGUCAUGCUCGGCAUAAAAUCUUGGGACGAUGUAAAAGCAGUGUUCAGCCUAUCCCGAUGGAGUGAAGCUGUUGGAGUUGAACAUUUUCUCUUCAGAUUCGCAGUUAUGGGUAACUCUGUAGAGCAAUGGCGUUCUGCCAUAGGCGGCUUUAACCCCAUUCGUGCUGCAGGCAUCAGCAACAGCCACACGGCCGACUGCGGGACCAGGGUUAAACAUACCGACCAGACAAUCAGCCCCCCGUACAAAUCACUUGCUGUGAUUACACUUCUUCUCGUAAUUGGAGGAAUAGAGCUUAACCCCGGUCCUCGGAUCGAAAAAGAUACCAAAGAUACAGAUCACACACGGGUUAUGUCAGCUGACAAACGCCUUGAACUUGAUACUUCUGAGAUCGACUUUAAGGGUGAUUGCCUCUUUAAGUCUCUGGCAGACCAACUAAUGUUGUUGACGUCUUUUCGAAUGAACAAUCACGAACUAAGAGACCACUUGGUCAGUUAUAUCAGAGGACAUCCAACUCAGCCAAAUUGUGAUCAUGUUAUGGCGUUGUUUGAUGCUGAUAAAAAUGAACCUUGGCAGACAUAUUUAUCAGCAAGGGAUCUGAGCGCUACAGACGACAUUUACGAUGUACAGCUAGUAUGGUACACAAGCGAGUAUAUGACAGAUUCAACAGUGUGGGGGGACAAUGUCAUCCUAUACGCAUUUACACAACUCUAUAACAUGGACGUUGUUGUUCAUAUCGCCGGGGUUGAUGAACCGUACAUAAUGACUGGUGAGAAUGGGAAUCAGGAGCGAAAGCAAGCCAAACUUGGCUAUAUCCCUCAGCUCAAAUUCGUCAGUCUUGUUGAGAAAAAAGAUAAUGUACAUCAAACGAGAAAGCUUCUGACAGACUUUAUUGUGGAAUCCCAAAAGUAUGUGAAACUUGAAGACAACAAAACGGAGAACGAUGUUCAUGACGUCCCACAGAUGACAAAAAUGAACGAAAAAGCAAUAUCAGACUCAGACAAUGUGAAAGGUGAACAAAUCCCCACAUUGCCCUCAAAUAUCGUUAAAGAAUCACUCAAACAAAGACUUGAAGAACGUGGUAACGCACUCAGAGAAAAACUUUAUUCCGAGGGCAGCCAAGCUAUUCAAAAAGAUCUGAAUCAAAGGAAAGAUGCAGCAAGUCACUCAGCCGGCCAGACGAUACUGGAAGAAUUGAAAGAUUACCACACUUUGUGCGCUGUUAAUAAAUGUACAGACAGUGAUGAGACCCAUCAGAAUGGCAUCAUACAGCAACUUAGAAUGCUUCUGGAAAUACUGAUUAAAGAAAAAGAAGAAGAAAAGCCGGAUGUGAAAACGAAGACCCCUCUCAUUGACUAUAUACCUGAGGACUGUGUUAACGAUGAAGCUACACCAGCUAUGUAUGAACUUGGCAAACAAAUAACAAAAUGUAACGAAAAUGAUGAACUUUCGAAACAGGCGCGAUUAAUGGUUCAAUUGGGUAACAUGUACGCAGAUCUAGCCAAAAAGACAAAAGAGGGUUGGCACUUUGUUUGGGCAUCAACUUUAUACAAUGCUGCCCUGCAUCGCAUCAACAAGGACAAGUCUUCUGUUGAUUAUGCCAACGAGCCGUCCGCUUAUGAGAUCAAUGAUGCAUUACAACAGCUAGAGACCAACUUUCUCCUGUUGGUGGCCAAAGUGUCAAAAGGGCAGGAUGAAUCACCAAAAGACUACACGAGGAGGUACAAGGAAACUCUGACUAAACUCAGAGAAUAUUCAAAUGAAACGGUUAAUAACAUUCACACUAAUGAUAUGCAGUUAGACAGUGAAACAUUUGAUAUGACCAAAGACAGUGAGAUAAGUAUGAUAAAACAUAGCAAGAAAUUCUAUGAGGAAUUGACAUGUAAAAUUAAAGGCUUCCAUAGUCUUUUAAUGGAUGAGUGCAUUUCAGUAAUGGGUAAGCCAGAUUGUAGGUACGCUUGGAUAGGCCUCGGCUCUCUGGCUAGGAAAGAAGCGACUGCCUGGUCAGAUCUUGAAUCUGCCAUCAUUUUUGACCCUUCAGGUAAGACCGAUGAGGAAAUCGAGAAAAUAAAACAGUAUUUCAGGGAUCUUGUGCAUUAUCUCCAUCUUAAGGUUAUCAAUUUGGGUGAAACUCUUGUCAAUGGUUUAGAUAUUCCCGUGUUAAAAGAUUGGAAUAGUAAACUCCCAAAAGGAGUAAAAGAUAACGAUUUUCGAGAUAAUGUAACGCCACAGGGAUUAUGUUUUGAUGGUACGCCACCUAAAGCUAGCAAAACACCUCAUGGAAGAAGAUCGACCAAAGAUCCCCUCAAAAGCAGUAUCUUUGAGUUAAUCAUGACCCUAGAUGAAAUGUCAAAUUGCCAGUUUGAAGAGGUGUCAAUGAGAGAGGGUUAUAAUCUUAGUGAUGUUCUCCUGACAUCUACUUUCUUACACGGAGAUGAUUUGCUUUGGAAGGAAUACAAUGAAAAAGUUCACGCGAUAAUGCGGUCACCAUCAAUCAAGAGUAGUCUUAAAUUAUCCGUUAGCAAAGAAAGAGGAAAGGUUACAUUACGUGACGAUUUGAAAAAAUAUUUUCAAGACCCUCUCCUACCAGAAGCAUUUAAUCGAGAUGUCCGAACAAAACACAGAAUAUACAGAUUCGCAACAAUAUCUAUCAAUAUUCUGAAAUUGUUGCAUCUCUGUGUCGAAUUCUCUCCCCUCGAUAUUUUGGAAGAACUGCAUAAGAUGAGAGUUUUAACUGAAAGGGCUAAGAUAGACUUGCAGGUCAUGGUGUGCAUCGCGACUAACUUGAGGCAUUUAGUAUAUGGUCGAUUUGGUAGACAACAUGAGAAUAUAUCAUUUGUUCUUCCCACCAACACCGGUCCCAAUUCAUCAGAUAUGAUAUCUGUGAGGGAUUAUACUGAAAUCUUCCGGUUCUAUAGCACUCUUAUUCCAUGGUCAGAAUUUUUGUUGAAUCGUUUUUGUUUUGACGACAUUUUAACUUGCAAAUACGAGUCAAAAUAUAAAGAUAUCAGUAGACUAACUAACGCUGGAUUGCAAGAGCAAAUGUACAUGACUCAAAAAGCAAUCGAAUCACUUCUCCAAGAAGAGCGUUCACAAAGUGAUUCUGAAAAUAACAGGGAAAAGCUCCUUGACAUACGAAAUCGGCUUGCUAGAUUGUACUACAGUAACGGUGAGUAUGAUAAAGCAAUUAAAUACUUGGAAGAUUGUCAUGCGAUGGAGAAAGUGACCCAUGGUAACAAUUCCCACCCAGAUGUAGCAAUUGCAGUGGGAAGUAUUGGCAAGCUAUAUGACAAUAAGGGUGAGUAUGAUAAAGCAAUUAAAUAUAGCGAAGAGAGUCUUUCCAUGUUUAGGGAGAUACAUGGGAACAAUCCCCACCAAGAUAUAGCAAUUUUAUUGGGUAAUAUUGGGGAUAUAUACACCAGAAAGGCUGAGUAUGAUAAAGCGAUUGAAUAUAAUGAGAGGAGUCUCACAAUGAAGCAAGUGAUACACGGAAACAAGCCUCACCAAGAUAUAACAGAUACAUUGGGAAAUAUUGGCAAUGCAUAUGCCAGUAAGGGUGAGUAUGAUAUAGCGAUUAAAUAUCACGAAAAGAGUCUGUCGAUGCUUGAAGAGUUAUACGGGAACAAUCCUCAUCCAAAGAUAGCACUUGUAUUGGGUAAUAUUGUUUAUGCAUGUACAAGUAAAGGUGAGUAUGAUAAAGCGAUUGGAUAUUGCGAGGAAAGUUUAGCCAUGAAGAAAGUGAUAUACGGGGAGGACUAUCCUCACCCAGCUAUAGCAAGUACAUUGGGAAAUAUUGGUUCUGUGUAUGGCUGUAAGGGUGAGAAUGAUAAAGCCUUAAAAUAUUACCAGGAGAAGCUUGACAUGGAAAGGGAGAUAUAUGGUAACGGUCCUCAUCCAGAUAUUGCAAAUUCAUAUGGUUGUAUUGGACAUUCGUUUUGCGAAAAAGGUGACGUUGUCAAAGGACUGAUAUAUUGCAAGAGAAGCCUUGAUAUGUUUAAACAGAUCUAUGGUGACAAUGCUCAUCCAAACAUUGGGACCACCCUAAACACCAUCGGGUGUCUUUAUUUAGACACGCAGCAAUAUUCCGAAGCGCUCGAUUGCUUCAAUGAAGCCUAUCACGUGUUUGAAAAGAUCUACGGAAACAAUACCCAUAUACAUCUAGAAACUGUCCUUGAUCAUAUAAGACAAACAAAAGAACGUUUGAGGAGGUGCACACUAAUAACGAAUGAAGUGAGUAGUUUUUUUGAUAACCAAUAA
Molecule: messenger RNA, 4299 nt
Organism: Owenia fusiformis
Lineage: Eukaryota; Metazoa; Annelida; Polychaeta; Sabellida; Oweniidae
Source: the annotation of a GenBank genome assembly